Messenger RNA from Amaranthus tricolor (Joseph's coat), 1457 nucleotides. Its product is annotated as probable galacturonosyltransferase-like 3. The transcript has a single exon. Gene Ontology annotation, molecular function: glycosyltransferase activity. Bases 226 to 1245 code for a protein of 339 amino acids. NCBI's taxonomy places the organism in Eukaryota, Viridiplantae, Streptophyta, Magnoliopsida, Caryophyllales, Amaranthaceae. Gene Ontology annotation, cellular component: Golgi apparatus. The record is from RefSeq and is a predicted model, not a curated record.
AUUAAAAUUACACUAAUUUAUUAUUAUUAUUUUUAGUAUUUAUUAGUACCGAUUAUCAAACAGGUCAUUAGUGCUUAGUGGUUAAUAUUUAUUAAUAACGAUUAUCCCUAACCCCUCGUUAAAACGAAAAAUAAAUAAACAAAAAAAAAAUACAAAUUCACAAUAAUUAACAAAUAAGAAAAAAUUUGAAUCAUUCCUCAUCUUCCCUUCUCUCAAACUACCAAAAUGCCAUCAUCACUCUUCUUCACAAUCUUCACCAUCACCGUCACCGUCACCGUCGCCGGGGAUAUUCCGCAAUACCGUGAAGCUCCAGCAUUCCGCAAUGGCGAAAACUGCGCCAUUCCCGGUACACCAUCAUCAACAAUCCACAUUGCUAUGACUCUCGACACUACCUACCUUCGAGGUUCCAUAGCAGCUGUAUUCUCUGUUCUUCGCCAUUCUUCCUGCCCAGAAAAUCUUUCUUUCCAUUUCCUCACUUCUUCCACUAAUUUCCAACACCUUAAUCAUACAAUCACUUCUACCUUUCCUUAUUUAACAAUCUCUCUUCUCCAUUUCAACCCUCUUCUUGUCCACAACAAAAUCUCAACCUCUAUUCGCCGCGCACUCGAUCAACCCCUCAAUUACGCCCGCAUCUACCUUGCUGACCUUCUCCCACGCCAUGUCAAUCGCGUGAUUUACUUCGAUUCAGACCUUAUUGUUGUUGAUGAUGUUUCUAAUCUAUGGAAUAUUGAUCUUGGAAUUCACGUUCUUGGAGCUCCAGAAUAUUGUCAUGCUAAUUUCACCAGUUAUUUUACUCAUAAAUUCUGGAACACUCUAGAACUUUCAGAAACUUUUCUCAACCGAGAAAGAGCACCGUGUUAUUUCAACACUGGUGUGAUGGUAAUCGAUGUGAAUAAAUGGAGAAAGGGUGAGUAUACUUUAAAAUUAGAGAGUUGGAUGAAGUUGCAAAAACAACACCGUAUUUAUCAACUAGGUUCAUUGCCGCCAUUUUUACUGGUUUUUGGAGGUGAAGUAGAGAGAGUUGAACAUAGAUGGAAUCAACAUGGAUUAGGUGGAGAUAAUAUAAGAGGAUUGUGUAGAGAUUUGCAUCCUGGACCAGUUAGUUUGUUGCAUUGGAGUGGAAAAGGGAAGCCAUGGUUGAGAAUCGACUCGAAUCGGCCAUGUCCAUUGGAUAGUCUCUGGGCUCCUUAUGAUCUUCUCUAUUAUCCGCCAUCUUUAUCGGCUGCAGUUUUAUUAUCUGACUAAUAAUUAUUUUGUUUGAUAGUAUCAGAAUAUGUUGGUUGGUGUACAUCAAAAUUUUUGUGUGAAGUUGCUAUGGCUUUGCCUUUGAUAUAUUGGGUUGAAUUUUAAGUUGAUUUAAUUUGACUUUAAAAAUUAAUUUACAAUUAUAUAUAAAAUUAAUAUAGAUAUACAUUUUAUUUUGAAUCGAUAUAAAACACUUAACUUGAAAUCAAUUU